Drosophila simulans is the source of this 1152-nucleotide messenger RNA. Its product is annotated as spaetzle-processing enzyme. NCBI's taxonomy places the organism in Eukaryota, Metazoa, Arthropoda, Insecta, Diptera, Drosophilidae. The coding region runs from base 58 to 1125 and encodes 355 amino acids. The record is from RefSeq and is a predicted model, not a curated record. Gene Ontology annotation, biological process: proteolysis. The transcript is spliced from 3 exons. Gene Ontology annotation, molecular function: serine-type endopeptidase activity.
UUCGUUGAUAUAUUUAAAUCUAUAAGUUUGGUGGCAGAUCGGAUUCAAACGUCUAGCAUGUCGGACAGACAUAAAGUUUAUAUUUUGGUUCUUCUUCAGGCCAUUUUCUUCAUCCAUUUGGCUGAGUGUGUUCGGUUAUCAAGCUGCCAAAAAGAUGAGAAAUGCACCAGACUGGUUAGCUGCUCACCGCUUAUGAACAUCCUAAGGCCCCGGGGCAUGACCCAGGCGGAGAAAGAUGUGUUUGCAAACAGGCAGUGUGGCCUGGACCCCAAUGGACGCGAGUUGUUGUACAUGGUUUAUGUCUGCUGCCCAGAGUUGGGUGACGUCUUGCCCAGCAAACAGACCUGUGGAAAAACGACUCCAGUGCUCGGAUUUCGGGGUGCCGAGAACGCAGAGCUCAAGGAGUACCCUUGGAUGGUACUGCUGCUAUAUGAGAAUCGGCUAUCCUUGACGUGGAAUCAGCGAACGGGUUGUGUGGGCUCGCUGAUCAACAGUCGCUAUGUGCUGACCGCUGCCCACUGCGUGAUCGGUGGCUACUUGACGCACAAUGACCUGGUGCUGAAGAGUGUGCGCCUGGGCGAGUCCCAUAACGACAGCAUCACCUCGGUAAGCAGGUGGCCACAUCUGGAUGUGGAGGUGGGGCACACAACAGUGCAUCAGGGUUUCACUUCGAGUGGCGGAACUUACCACAACGACAUCGCCCUCCUCCGACUGCGAAUCCCACUGCGAUACACGAAACAGAUCCAACCCAUUUGUCUACUGGACGCCGACUUUCCCCUACACGACUUGAAUUUGCAAGUCUCAGGCUGGGAUCCGACUAAAAGCAGUCAAUCGCUGAUCACCAGCACGAUCAAGAAAAGGAAUCCUGUUGAUUGUUUGAUUGGCUAUACCAGCUUUCGCCCCGCGUCCCAAAUAUGCGCCGGUGGCCAGCGGAAAAGGGACACCUGUGCGGGCAUCUCAGGCAGUCCGCUAAUGGGCAUCAUGGAAAGCGGCGUCGACGAGUUCGUCUUUUUGGAAGGCAUUGCUUCAUAUGGACAACAAUAUUGCUACACUGCUGGCAUUCCAGGUGUUUACACAAAAAUUGACCACUUUUUGGAAUGGAUCAAGGCGAAUUUGGCUCCCUAAUUUCAAUAAAAAAUGCAUAUAGUAAAA